This is a messenger RNA of Corylus avellana, 561 nucleotides long. The record is from RefSeq and is a predicted model, not a curated record. Lineage: Eukaryota; Viridiplantae; Streptophyta; Magnoliopsida; Fagales; Betulaceae.
AUGGCAAAAGAAGUUCUUGGACUUGAACUUACAGAGCUUAGGUUGGGCCUCCCAGCCCCAGGUGGCGGUCAUAGUAUAGCGGAGAAAAAUGAGAAGAAGAGGGUGUUUUCAGAGAUUUCUGGUGAUCGGAAUAAGACCCAAGUCGUGGGGUGGCCUCCGGUGUGUUCGUACCGAAAAAAGAUUAGUUUGCAUCAUGAGAAAGAUGAUCAUGAUCACCUCCAAAGAUCGAAAAUUUACGUGAAAGUUAGCAUGGAUGGAGCACCAAUUAUGCGCAAGAUUGAUCUCAGCAUGCACAAAGGCUACUCCGAUCUGGCGGUAGCAUUGGAGAAGCUCUUUGAUUGCUUUGCCAUCGGUGAUCAGGCGUUGAAGGAUGCUGAGAGUUCCAAACAAGUUCCGAUUUAUGAAGACAAAGAUGGAGACUGGCUGCUUGUGGGAGAUGUCCCCUGGGGGAUGUUUAUUGAGUCAUGCAAGAGGCUGAGGAUAAUGAAGAGAUCAUCAGACGCCCAAGGUUUUGGACAGCAGCCCACAGGAAAUAUAAAAGAUUCGAGACUAUCUAAAUAA